UUCACUUCAUUUCAAUUGGAAAUUGGAAUCGGCAGCACGCGGUUGCUUUCAAGUUCGGUGUGCAAGUCAAAUCAACAAAUUAGUCAGCUUACAACAAGUGUUUUGUAUUAAAAUGACGGAUUUCGAUUUUGUCCCCAUCGCAGUGGGCGUGGUUGCCGUGGUCGCCGGCGCCCUGAUCGUCCAUUACUUUCUGAACAAAAAGUCCACAAAGCCACGUCGCGAACCCAAUCGCACCGCUCGUCUGCGCACUCUGGUGGAUCCCAAUGACAAAUACCUGCUGCCCCUCAUCGAAAAGGAGAAUCUCAGCCACGACACGAGGCGAUUCCGGUUCGGAUUGCCCUCCAAACAGCACGUUCUUGGUCUGCCCGUUGGUCAACACAUCCAUCUGAUCGCGACCAUCGACAAUGAGCUUGUCAUUCGGCCAUACACGCCCAUCUCAUCGGACGAGGACUUGGGCUAUGUGGAUCUGGUGGUCAAGGUAUACUUCAAGGACACGCACCCGAAGUUCCCCGCCGGCGGCAAGAUGACGCAGCACUUGGAGCAGCUCGAAUUGGGCGACAAGAUCUCGUUCCGCGGUCCCUCGGGUCGACUGCAGUAUCUGGGCAAUGGCACCUUCUCGAUCAAGAAGCUGCGCAAGGAUCCGCCCAAGAACGUGACCGCCAAGCGGGUGAACAUGAUUGCCGGCGGCACGGGCAUCACUCCCAUGCUCCAAUUGGCCAGAGAAGUGCUCAAGCGCAGCGACAAGGACAAAACCCAACUGGCACUGCUGUUCGCCAACCAGAGCGAAAAGGAUAUUUUGCUGCGCGGAGAGCUGGACGAACUGGCCCAAAAGCAUCCCGAUCAGUUUAAGGUCUGGUACACCGUCGACAAAGCCGCAGAAGGCUGGCCGUACAGCGUUGGCUUCAUCAAUGAGGACAUGAUUGCCGCCAAUUUGCUACCCGCCAGCGAUGAUACCAUUGUCCUGCUCUGCGGCCCACCGCCCAUGAUCAACUUCGCCUGCAAUCCGGCGCUGGACAAGCUCGGCUACCAUCCGGACACCCGGUUCGCCUAUUAGAAACACACUCCUGCGGAGCGAAGAAGAAAUUGCAUUUCGGCUUAGUCAUUUUCCAUUAAUAUCGGUUGCCUUCAUUGAAAGUUCGUCUGAAUCCUCGAGGAAUCCCCGAAAUUGCGGCUUUGGAUCGGUGUGUUUAAACGCAAAGCGAAUAAAAACUAAUUCGAUUCUAAUUGUUGAAGUCUUAUUUUAUGAUUUGUGAAUAAACGAGUGUUGAAAACAAA
Molecule: messenger RNA, 1275 nt
Organism: Drosophila ficusphila
Lineage: Eukaryota; Metazoa; Arthropoda; Insecta; Diptera; Drosophilidae
Product: NADH-cytochrome b5 reductase 3
Exons: 4
Coding region: 113-1054 (313 amino acids)
Cellular component (GO): mitochondrion
Molecular function (GO): FAD binding; oxidoreductase activity
Source: RefSeq, a predicted model, not a curated record